AUGAGUUCCGAGAACCAGCAGCCCCUUACCAUCCCUGUAAUUGACUUCUCGCCUUUGCGGAAUCCCAACUGCUCGCGUCAAGAUUUUGCCAAGACUGGCGAUGAGAUCUACAAGGCUUUCAAAGACAUCGGUUUCGCAUACAUCAAGAACCACGUGGUACCCCAGGAAGUAGUGGAUGAAGCCUUCUCAUGGAGUAAAAAGUUCUUUGCGCUCCCCCAGAGCGAGAAGGACAAGGUUCCUCACCCCGCCGAGGGAUGGUACCACCGAGGCUACUCUGGCAUCGGCCGCGAGAAGGUGACCCAGAUGGUCUUCGACGACGAGGGCAUCGCCCUGGAGCGCAAGAAGCCCGACUUCAAGGAGUCGUACGAGAUGGGCAUCGAGGACAAGCAGGCGAAGCUACAGAAUAUCUGGCCCGAGAAGGAGGCGAUCCCGGGCUUCCGGGAGUUCUUUAUCCGCUUCUUUGACGAAUGCUACGAGAUGGAGCUCAAGAUCCUCCGUGCCAUCGCCAUCGGCAUGGGGCUGGACGACGACUUCUUCAUCGACUAUCACAGGAAGCGCAACAAUCAGAUUCGCCUGUUGCAUUAUCCCCCCGUCGAGGAGGAGCUGAUGGCGACGGGCAAGGUGGACAGCAUCGGCGCACACACGGACUUUGGCACCAUCACCCUCCUCUUCCAGGAUGAAGUUGGCGGCCUCGAGGUCGAGGACAUUCAUCAAAAGGGCACGUUUAUCCAGGCUCCUUACAUUCCGGGUACCAUCGUCGUCAACAUUGGUGAUUUCCUCAUGCGAUGGAGCAACGACGAGCUGCGCUCGACCUUGCACCACGUUCGCGCCCCGCCUGCCGAGGAGACGGAGGGCGGAAAGCCUCGGAUGACGCGCGAGAGGUAUUCAAUUCCGUAUUUCGUCAGCGCGGAUAAUGAGAAGACAAUUGACUGUGUUCCGGGUUGCUGGGGACCAGAUCGGCCAAAGAAGUACGAACCGGUCAAUUGCAUGGAGUAUUUGGAGAUGCGCCUAAAUGCGACAUACUAG
Clonostachys byssicola is the source of this 1026-nucleotide messenger RNA. NCBI's taxonomy places the organism in Eukaryota, Fungi, Ascomycota, Sordariomycetes, Hypocreales, Bionectriaceae. The record is from the annotation of a GenBank genome assembly.